This is a messenger RNA of Vigna radiata var. radiata (mung bean), 4269 nucleotides long. Its product is annotated as putative disease resistance RPP13-like protein 1. Gene Ontology annotation, molecular function: ADP binding. The record is from RefSeq and is a predicted model, not a curated record. NCBI's taxonomy places the organism in Eukaryota, Viridiplantae, Streptophyta, Magnoliopsida, Fabales, Fabaceae. The transcript is spliced from 2 exons. Gene Ontology annotation, biological process: defense response to other organism. The coding region runs from base 244 to 3873 and encodes 1209 amino acids.
ACCCACCGAAGUUGACUAAAUGCCCGUGGGAAGAUAUUUUAUUACAGUGAAUCAAGCCAAAAUAGUGCCAUCAAACCUUGUAUUGAAUUACAAGUAAAUCCAUCUUCAACAAAGGACAAUCAUUACCUUUUGUUAAUGUCAACCCUGUUCUGUCUGCAUUUACGCUUAGCCACUCAUUCACAUAAAUAAGCUGAACUUCCAAUUCAAAAUCCUUUCUUCUCGUCGGUCACUUCCUUUCCAACCAUGCCAGUGAUAGAAACACUUGGUGGUGCUCUCUUUGGUGCUGUCCUUCAGCUGCUGUUUGACAGGCCUGAUUCUCAUCAUGUUUUUGACUACUUUCGUCGAAGAAAGCUCAAUGAGAAGCUACUGUACAAGUUGAAGGUGAAGCUGUUGUCCAUCAAUAAUGUGAUCGAUGAUGCAGAACAAAAGCAGUUCAGUAAUUCUUAUGUGAAAGCAUGGCUUGACGAGGUCAAAGAUGCUGUGUUCGAUGCAGAGGAUCUGCUGGAUGAAAUAGACUAUGAAUUUUGCAAAUGCAAGUUGAAAGCUGAAUCCCACACUCGCUCUAAAAAGGUAUGGAAAUUCUUCAAGCCUUCUUCCAAAAGUUUCUUGGACAAGAAAAUUGAAUCAAGGAUGGAGCAAGUCCUUGAGCAAAUAGAAUUUCUUUCAAGCCAAAAGGGUGAUCUAGGUUUGGAAUAUGUUAGUUGUGUUGGUGUUGGACCAGAGUCGGUUAGUAAAGUGACACAGAAACUGCCAUCAACAUCUUUGGUGGUUGAAAGUGUUGUUUAUGGCAGAGAGGAUGAAAAAGAAAUGAUUCUUAAUUGGCUAAGUUCUGACACUGACAAUCAUAGCCAGCCUGCAGUACUUUCUAUUGUAGCUAUGGGUGGGAUGGGUAAGACUACACUUGCCCAACAUGUUUAUAACGAUCCAAGGAUUGAGGAGGCUAAAUUUGACCUCAAAGCCUGGGUCUGUGUUUCAGAUGAAUACGAUGCUUUCAAGGUAGCCAGGGAAAUUCUUCAGGCAAUCAAUAACUCAAUUGAUGAUAGCAGAAACCUAGAAAUGGUUCAGGUACGAUUGAAAGAAAAACUGACAGGAAAGAAGUUUCUCUUCGUUCUGGAUGAUGUUUGGAACGAAGAUCGAGACCGAUGGAAACCUUUGCAAACUCCUCUUAAAUAUGGGGCCAAGGGAAGUAAAAUUCUUGUCACAACACGCAGUAGCAAAGUUGCUACUACCGUGCAGUCACAUAAAGUACACGAACUAAAGCAGUUAGAAGAAGAUCAUAGUUGGCAAGUUUUUGCUAAACAUGCAUUCCAAGAUAAUAAUUAUCAUUUGAAUGUUGAAGUGGAGAAAAUUGGUAAAAAGAUAGUUGAAAAGUGCAAAGGAUUGCCUCUGGCCUUGGAAACAAUUGGAUGUCUAUUACACACAAAGUCAUCUGUUUCAGAAUGGGAGAGUGUAUUGAUAAGCAAAAUAUGGGACUUACCCAGAGAAGAUAGUAAAAUCAUCCCUGCUUUAUUGUUAAGCUAUUACCAUCUUCCUUCGCAUCUCAAGAGAUGUUUUGCUUAUUGUGCUUUAUUCCCCAAAGAUCAGGAGUUUCACAAAGAGAGUUUAAUUUUGUUGUGGAUGGCUGAAAAUUUUCUACAAUGUUCUCAGCAAGGUAGGAGUCCAGAAGUAGUUGGUGAGCAGUAUUUCGAUGAACUAUUAUCAAGGUCCUUCUUUCAAAAAUUAAUUCAAGACAACAAAACAUACUUUGUAAUGCACGACCUUCUCAACGAUUUGGCAAAAUAUGUUUGUGGGGACAUAUGUUUUAGGUUUGGAGUUGAUGAAGAAAAGAAGACACUAGUAAAAACCCGUCACUUGUCGUUGGUAACAAAUGAAGAUCAAUAUUCUGAUGGGUUUAGGAGUUUGUAUGAUGCUAAAGGGCUACGUACAAUUAUGCCAACAAGUAGAAGAAUAAACAUUGAUUAUUAUUGGGAUUGCAAGAUGUCGAUGAAUGAAUUAUUCUCCAAGUUUAAGUUCUUACGCGUCUUGUCUCUGUCUUGCUGUCGUGGCCUUAAAGAGGUUCCUGGUUUGGUAGGUGAUCUUAAGCAUCUGCGUUCACUUGACCUUUCAGGCACCCUUAUAGAAAAGCUCCCUGAUUCAAUAUGCUCACUCUAUAACUUGCAAAUACUGAAGCUGAAUUCUUGUUUCAAUUUGAAGGUGCUGCCUUCUAAUUUGCAUAAACUCACCAAUUUGCGUUGCCUUGAACUUAUGAAAACUAAUGUGAUAAAGAUGCCAGUGAAUAUAGGAAAGCUGAACAAUCUUCAAGUGUUGAUGAGUUCUUUUCGGGUUGGUGAAAGUAGUGAGUUCACUAUUCAACAGUUAGGAGACCUUAGUCUACGUGGAGGGCUAACAAUUGAGGAUCUGCAGAAUAUUUUGAAUCCCCUGGAUGCAGUGGCAGCUGAUUUGAAAAGUAAAAGAAAUCUUGUUGAGCUAACGUUAAAAUGGAACCAUAGCUGGAACCUUGCGGAUUUAAUAAAAGAAAGAGAAGUCCUUGAGAAUUUGCAACCUUCAAAACAUUUGGAGAAGUUGUCUAUUUGGAACUACGGCGGUAUACAAUUCCCAAGUUGGUUAGCCAAUACUUCAUUGUCGUUUAUGGUGUCCUUAAGCUUAGAAAACUGUAAUUUCUGCACACGUUUGCCUCCUCUUGGACUUUUUCCAUAUCUCAAGGACCUUACUAUUAGUGGGAUGGGUGAGGUUGUGAGCAUUAAUGCUGAUUUCUUUGGGAGUACAUCUUCUUCAUUUUCAUCCUUGGAAACAUUGAAGUUCUCGUUUAUGUAUGGAUGGGAAAAUUGGGAAUGUCAAGCUGUGACAGUGACAGAUGCUUUUCCACGUCUUCAACAUCUUUCUAUAAGACACUGUCCCAAGCUGAAAGGAGACCUACCAGAGAAACUUCUUCAGCUGAGGAAGCUACUUAUAUGUGAGUGCAAGGAACUUGUAGCUUCUGCUCCUGUGGCCCAAGAAAUUUUUGAAUUAGACCUACAAGACUGUGGAAAGCUGCAGUUUGAUUAUCAUCCAACAUCUUUGAAAAGGCUAACGGUUACUGGAGACAGCAGCAUGCAGUUGUCUCUUGAUUUCUUAAGCAAAUCAAAGACAAAUAUUCCCGUGAGCUGUUAUGAUUUUCUUGAAACACUGGACAUCAAUGAUGGUUGUGACUCUCUUAUGAGCAUUUCCCUGGACUGUUUCCCAAAACUGCUUCGGCUUUGCCUCAAGUAUUGUCAUAAUUUACACACUAUUUCACAGGGUCGCAUUCAUAAUCAUCUCAAGGAUCUGCAAAUUAUUGCGUGCCCUCAAUUCCAAUCAUUUCCUGAUGAAGGAUUAUCAGCACCCAUGUUAGAGAGCUUUGCCAUGAAAAGAUUGCCCAAACUGAAAUCAUUGCCUCAACACAUGCAUAUUCUCCUUCCAUCUCUGACUAGUCUGUUGAUACAUGAUUGUCCACAAAUGAAGAUUCUCUCUGAUGAAGGCUUGCCAUCAAAUCUGGAAAAUAUGAAUAUCUCAAAUUGCUCUAGACUUGUUGCCUCACUGAAAGGGCCAUUGGGAGCAAACACCUCUCUGCAAACCUUGUCUGUUCAAGAAGUGGAUGUGGAGUCUUUUCCCAGUGAAGGAUUUUUGCCGAUCUCUCUUACUUGUCUAAUAAUCCGUGAUUGCCCUCAUCUUAAAACACUAAACUACAAGGGUCUCUGCAAUCCCUCCUCGCUUAAGAAAUUGACACUUUUUGAUUGCCCCAACAUUCGAUGCUUACCUGAAGAGGGUCUGCCCAAAUCCAUUUCAACUUUCCGGAUUUUGGGCAAUUGCCCUCUGCUCAAAGAGAGUUCCCAGAAACCACAAGGCCAAGACUAAGGAAUGAUUUCUUUUACCUGUCACUGCAACCACUUUCGUUAUAAACUAAAACUUUUUCUUUCUCUUCUCUCUGAUCAUAUAUAUCACAAAUGUUUAAUAUCAUUGUGCUCCACCGUGUAGAUGAAUCUUGUCUAAGUACAUUUUUAUUAAUUUCGUCUUCAUAUUUGCUGACAAUGAAGACACCGAGAAAAUGGUGGUCGUGAAACUCAAAUGUUCUGGCAAUGAAAAGAAAAAGACAGAACCUGGAAUUUGAUUUAGGGAUGACCAACUUCCUACCGAGCCUUUGCAAGUAACUAAUGAGAUGCAGAGUAGCUAGGUACAUUUUAGUCUGGGAGAUGGUUAUUAUACUUUGUUUUAGACAUUGGUCUUUCGUGUGCAAACACCUAUGAAUAUGUC